UAUUUACGUCCGCAUUUUCUACGGCCGCCUCUCCGUGAUCUGUCAGACCGUGGGACUUGGCUAGUGGCGUCAUUGUGCAAUUAUGGGUCGAAAUUGUUGAAAUUCAUUUAGAGUCAGCUUUCAUCGCAGUUCGACCAAAGCAGCGCUGUAAUCUGAACACUACUGGCCCUGUGAUGAAGUCAAACGGGAGCAACCGCGGUGCCCUGCGGCCGCACUACGGCGGACGAGCGCCGCCUUUCUUGCUUGCCGCACUGUUGAUCGGUCUUGUGCUCAUCGGCUUCUGCUACUACAACCUGUCGUCACAGUACAGUGCCUUGGAGGUGCAAUACCGGGACUUGCAAGAGCGACUGAGGGCCGUGGCAGAAAAGCGCGAAUCGCUGGAGACCCGCUACGACGAGCUCAAGAAGACGCUCGAGGACAACUCCAAGUCACUAGACGAGAGGGAUAAGCAGCUAUUGCAGAAAGAGCAAGACAGAGCUGCCGUUGAGGCCGCGCUUCGCAAGAAAGAGGACGAGCUGAUGACGAAGUCUCGUGAAGCCGACACAGCUGCGAAGGCGCUGACUGGAUGCCUGCAAAGGUUGAACGAGACUUCUUCAAAGUUAUCUGAGAAAGAAAUGUCGCUAGCAAAGCUCACCAGUGAAGUUGAUGCACUGAAGGCAGCUGUCAGGGAUGCUGAAACAAAAGCAGCUGCCGCAGCUGGUGCACACUCUGCCAGCCAAAAGACAGCAGCACCUGAGACAAAUCAAAACGUGAUCAAGGAGCCACCUGCCAAGAAAGAAGAGACACCAAAGGAAGUUGGAAAUGGGCUACAAGAGCAGCAAGACCCUGAUGUGAAUCCACCACUGGAUGCAGCCCAGUAGAGAGCAGCAAGACCACAGCAGGUAUUGCAUCAAAUGUCCAUAUAGCUGCCUGAUGAAAGGAGAAUUGAAGGUGCAGUGCGUCCAAGAUGGCACAUUCCUCCAUCUACCUGGUGUCAUUUCUCACUGCACAUCAGAAUUCCGUCAUGGUGAGAAGGACCUCGCAGAUGAUCUUCAUUUCUUUACUUGGUCCAGCUUGGAGCCUUGUACAUUGGUUAUUUUGUCCUGUUGGAGCAGGUUGUUCAUUGUGGUCGAAAUUAUUGAAUUUGCGAACCUCAAGGCUCGCAAAUCAGUUCACUGAUUUAUUGUGUACCUAUACUACCCAUCAUUAGCAGUGCUUCCAAUAUCAACGUAGCCAGGUAUGCAAGAGUGAGAUUACUCCUUGUUUGCCAUGUUUGAGCUACACUGCCGGUGUGAAAUUAGCAAUUAUUUCAAGAAAACUGCAUUGAAUAUCAUUUUUGGGAUUUGAACCUCAUUACAAUGAAGCAAGAUACUUAACAAAAUGAAUAUUGCUGUAUAGCACCUGACAUUCAUUACAAAAGUAUACAUGGACCAACCAGCAAUUAUACUCCACAGAAGAGCGCGGAAGGGGGAAGGAUGUUAGGAAAUGAGCAUGUGUUGCCAUGAAACUUGAGCUUCAUUUAAGUUUGCAAUGCCUUUAACUUGCACUUUGACUAGCAUUAAGGAUAGCAUUAAGGCAUUAAGGAGCGGAAUGUGCCUAAGUCACUUUACAGCCAGAGCAGUGAUGGUGGGAAGAGCUGGCCUAACCUAACCUGUAUGAAUUUAGUGUUAGCUCCUACCUAUAGUGUGUGCUGUAACGGAAAUAGAGGGGAAGGCCACUGGGGGGGCAUGGCAUCAGCAACAUUUUAUUGCUGAUAACGCAGUUCAUAUAAGGCUCGCUCAAGGAAUCCUUGAAGAAGAUUUGUGACGAGAACCUAGCUUAAAUUUGGAUGUCAUACAAUGCCUCUCUUAAUUAUUUUUUUUUCAUUGUCUGUACUGCAUAUUUUACAGCCCCAAACAAAAUUGGCGCCAUUCAUCUUGUUGCUCGUAACUUUCGAUUUCUUGGCGCUUCAGUUGGCAUUUGACUGCCAAGUCUAACAUCACUUAUCUUGAUUGAUCUUGCCCCAAACCCUAGCUUUUGACCUUCGACUCGUUCGUCGGGGCAGCCCAAUAAAAGAGUGUGUUUUAAAUAGCAUGAGUGUGUAGAAAGUCAAAAGUGGCCAGUUGUACAACAAAAAGAUUUACAAAAAUUUAAGCUUGACUGUGAUGGCAUGGCUCGCAUUAAACACUGCUGUUUCCAGAUGCCAUUUUUAAGCUUGACAAGUGAUAAGGUUUCUGAAGGCAAGCACGUGAAGCAUCAUUGUGUCAUGCUGUUGGCAGUACAGUAUUAGUUAGCUGCAACUGAGCCAGAGAUUAUGCACACCAGUCAUAUUAAGCUACCACCAGCUUAUGGGUUGGAAUGAUAAAAGGCUCAUGGUAUCCAGCCAAGUUUUGAUAAUCCAAUGUCUAAGCAGGAAACAAAAUGAAAAAUCCUGUUUAAUUCAAGCAAACGUCCGGGCCUUGUUUUGCCCUUUGCAUUUUGAAGGCAAAGUGCACUUAAUUCAAACAAAACUUCCAGUUAAUUGAAACUUUUCGGCUUCCUAGGGCACAGACUUCGGCCAAAAAUUGCUGCUAAACAGAACAUGCAUAUAGCCUCCUCAGACCUUAUAUCUAACGUGCUACACGUCAGCUUUUAUCCUUCUAAAGAAAAAAAAAAAAACUUACGGAGAAAAAAUUUCUAAAUUGAAGGCAGAUGCAUACAGCAAAUAUCAAUAGUUUAAUCAUCAUGUUGCCCUCGAACUUAAAGACAAUUGAUACUGCUUUGUGUGAGACCAUUGUACAGUCUACUUCCAUUAAUUCGACCCUGAUGGGACCGAUGAAUUAUCCGGUGGGUUGAAUUAAACAAGAUGCAGAAAAAACACCAAAACACAUUGCAGAUUCAUUCAAAUGCGUGACCACUUGCUAUGUGUCCAAAGUAGAAAACUAAUGUAGAAAUGACAUUAAAGCUCCUAAACAAAGUAGAAAUCUAAUGCCCACACGAUUUUUUAGAAAGAAAAAAAUGCAGCAGAUCCAAUGUGCCCUAUUUGAAUCUAUAUACAGCGAAGCUUUCUGUAAAUACAUGAGCAGUGCUGAAACACGUGUUUGUGUUUAUUCAAUGUGAGUACAAAAUGAAACCGAACGCUUUAUUAAUGUUGGCGAAGAAUGCAAUGCACCUUGAACACAACCAGCGUCACAGGGGUUGAAAGAGUCAAGCUGGAUUUCUGCGCCAUUUGUUUGGGGUACCCGACCUCCACUUGGAGGCGCAGAUGCAACUGUCCACGCGGUUGCCAGGAGGCGCAGUGCAUGCGCAACGUGAGGCCAUGCCCUCCGGUGCUCUUUCUCCCGUCUCACCGCGGCUCUCCUCGUUGCGGCCCCCUCGCCCUCUUCACCAGCGGCCACCAACCCGCAUGCACAGGCCGGCUUCCCCCCCUCUACAUUCCACUGCUGCAGGUAAAGUAGUGUGAGCCAUGGCUCCUAGAUGGCGCCGCCGAGCGCGAGCUAUUCGGUGAGAACGCAUAAGCAGCAGCAGCAGGCGGCAGCCACGGCCAGCGAGAGAGGUGCAGGGUGGUUCACAAAGAAAGCUUCGGUCUAAUAUGUGUUGCAUAAUGGCACCCGGCUUCCUAAAGUCAGUUUCACUCCAGCAGUACAUUCGUGUUGUGCAGUAAAGCAUACAAAUGCCGUGAAGGCAGUUUGGGUUUCGUAUCCGAUUGUACCGUGCAGGCAAUUAUCGGCCCAAUUUGCAUGAAAAAAAAAGAGAAUGGCACGCCCUUGAAUUGGGUAAAUACAGUAACCAGACAUUGUGAACGACGGGAAAUGACGUGUGUUCAAUGCAUUCACUGCCCCUAAGCUCCGCUGGGACAGACACUGUCACUAAAGGAGUCGCUAUUAGGCCCACCAUAGGGGUCAGGCGCGUGCGAGCUGACAGGUCAACUUCCAAUUCUCCAGCGAAGGCGAAUUGUUUAGGAUCAAAAUAACACAAAUUUGGGCCCAUAGAAAUGCAUGGGUGCUGGCCGGGGACCUUCAGUCAGGAUUGAAUUAAACCUGAAAUUGAAUUAAGUGGAGUUGAAUUAACAGAAAUCUACUGUACCAUCUCCGACGAAAAAUGCCCGUGAAGUACCUACACCUAACAUGCCAUGAAAUGAUGCUGAAAUCUGAAAUGUAAAAGCCUACCCAAUGAACUGCCAAACGACAUUAUGCUUAUGUCUUGAAAGUAAAAUAGGUUUAUACCGGAAUAAGCGUGAAAGGUGUCACUUCGUUCAUGCACAUAGAGGUGCUGCUAGAUCUUGUAUUCAUGCCAGUUGACCAAACAAAGGGUUUUGAAGUGAAUAGCUUUCUUUGUCUCUUUCCCCGUUUUUCAUGGUCAGCGGUAGGAAUUUUUCUGCUGAUAGAAUCAGGAGAGGGUAGUGCUGUAGGAAGGAGGAGAGGGCUGCUAUGGUGGCAGACCCACUGGACAGAAAGUGAAUCACUGGGGGAGAGGGAAAGGUGCCAGUCUCUCCUGACCUCGCUGUUUGGUUGGGAGAGGUGCUAACAUCCGAACAGAGGUUGAUGAACCUUGUGGGUCAGCAAAACUGUGACAGAAAAGAAACAAAAGUUGGAAAAAUGACAUGAGGCUCGGCGUCACUGGGAGGCCACCAUGACUGCAGAGGAAGAGGAAACAUUGCACCUUCACUGAUAAUUCAACGGAUUCAGAAAGCUGUUCACUUACUUUGACAUUCAUCUUCAAUGGUAUCUUCAUACAUUUUUCUUAAGAGACUGCUUGGCAGCAAAAGUUAAAUAUAAAAGGUAUUGUGUCACUAGGCUUUUCUUGGGCCUGAGCAGGAUAAGGAAUGAAUAGUCAGGACGCACCUGCAUUUGAUAUUCAACCUGCCACUGGUGUUGACGGGUGUCACUACAACAGGAUGCAAAUAAUGUGGCCACACAUUCACUGCUCUGAUAUUCGGCAAGCACGUACACAGGAUCCCCUCUUUCUGCCAUUGAACACAAGUUUUUUGUGCUGUGUCCCUUAUAAUAUGUAGUGAAAUUACCUUUUCUUUACUAUGAAAUUCUCUCAGAGUGCUCGUUUACUUGAGUUACACAUGACCUUCACUACAAAAAGUCUGGUGGAAGUUGUGUCACUGCUUAAUGUAAUGAGGUUCAGUUGUAUCCCUGUGCAUUCAAGAUAUUACCCGGUGAAUGACCUGGCCUAAUCUCAUAUUUCACUGCAGUCAUUGCAGUGUUGAUGUACUAUAUUACUUCUUUUCUGUGCAAGCGUCAACUUUUGUAUGACAGCGUCGUGUUGUCUUUGCAAGUGUGAUGUUCCUUUUGUCAGAUGUGUAAUGGCAUUUACAGCCAGUCAUUCGCACUGCAACUGUGCAUCCCAUAUUGAAAUUAUUGCGUUUCAUUCACUGCGUUACACAUUGAACUUGUUGUCUUUGCCUUUACAUUUUGCAGUAUUUGCCAGUUUUUAGUGGCACUUUAAAGGGACACUAAAGAGAGAAAAAUAAGUUGUGAGCUGUAUCAGUGAAUUACCCUUCUACAACAGCAAAAAAAAAAACACUUACUGCAAAGGAAGCUUGAUAAGUCACAAAAUAUGCAAGAACGAAAGACUUGUGGCUGCACCAACUUGAAGUUCAUGCACCAGCGUGCCGCGACAUCAUGGAUUUUUAUCACAUCUGCUCCGCAUAGCUAACCUUAAAGGGGUCCUGAACCACCUCUUAUCGGAAGUGGAGCAAUACAUUUGAAGUGAAAAUAGACUAUUUCAGAAUCACUUUGCCGCAAAAAGGACUUCAAUGCGUUCAGCAGAAGCGAAGUUAUUGGCAAUAUAACACGGCCUCCGCUGUGCUCCGCUUCCUCUUUCAAUGCCUUGCACUGCGAAGGCUACGGCAGAGUGGGGCCGGGCCACAACGCUCCGCCUCGGAAACGUCAUCGUGGCGUACAGUUCAAAUUCCAUUUUGGAUUUCGAUUUUGGUGCCUGCAAAGCGCUAAACGUAAGCCAAGCGCGGUUGUCCUCAGCGAGCCGCAAUGUGCUUAGCCACUGAACUCGUGGCAGCACCUCGCGGCGGCCGCGGUGUAGCCGACCACAGCGACCAAUAGCAGCCGUGUAUGGAGUGUGCUUUAUGACGAAAUAAAGCACACAGAAAAGAGUGAGGAUCAUGGGGUCUUUUGAAACGAGAGCGUUUGAGAGAAAGGUGACUUCGCGUUGCGCUUACGAGCUCCACGGACCACAUACGACAGCAGAACUUGGCCGAGAUGUUCACAACAUCGUAUGCUUCCCGCGGACUAUGUUAUUUCACCAAGCCCAAGGGGUGGUUCAGGGUCCCUUUAAAGUGGAUAGCUUUCUUUGGCUCUUUCGCCCCAUUUCUGUGUUUGGAGGUUGGAACAAAAGUGCCGAAGUAAAGGGCAUACGAGCUUGCAUUGCAAGGUGUGUUUGGUGCCGAACACUGUUGUAGUUUUUUUCAGAUGCACAUGCUAUCCACUUAUACUACCGCUAGAAAUGUGCUCGUUAACGGGUCUGUUCUCUAUGGAAUUGUGCAAUGAAGCAACAGGCGCUACCUAAAUAUCCUCACUGCAACAAAUAGAAGUUGUCAAGUGCACCAUUCCUAUUGCAUAGCUUUCAUGAAGUGUUCGGCUAUUUCCUUGCACAAUCAUCGUUGAUGGUUUGGCCCAGUAUUUUUCCAUCAGUGAAGAUGGACUAUUGUGUCCUAGUUCUACUUUCUUGCUGUUAGUUUACUUAUGCUGGCCAUUUUGUUGGUGUCCCAUGACACAAUGGGAAAGUCAUUUUUAAUUUACCAUCAUUUAAGAUGUUUUUCAAAAGGAGCCAAAGACUGAACUUAGUUCAAGAAUAUUUGCUGCGCUACCACUGCCCAAAUCCAUGGUGUCACACUGGCACUGGGGUUUUGUUGCGAAAUUAAAAAAAUAGGAGUUAAGUCUUCAACUUAUCUUUUAGUAAUCAACGUCCUGCCACAAAAUGAAUAAAAAUAAAAUUUCGAUAAAAUUCAGCAUUCCAAACUGAUUCAGUGCUUUUCUUUAGUGUCCCUCUAACUGUCACCACUUUUUCUCUUUAUUCUCGGUAAGGUUUUUCAGUUGACAUUGCAAUGCAAUUAAUGAAGCGCACAUUCCUACAUGUGUAGCAGUUUACAUUGUGGCCGUCUUCUUUUACUUUUUUCGUGCAAUGUAGGUGUACUUGUUGCAUCAAAGUGCAUGACUCAGUCUUUCGUGUCUACAUGCAACACUUGUGGAAUUUAGGAGAGUUUGCUGUUGGGCUAGUUGGUACCUAAUUUCAAAAUUGCAAACAGCGUCAAUGCGUCUCACUUUCCAGUUUCUUGGCGCUCUUCUAAAUUUCGAAACUUGUUGAGUGUUGCAUGUUUCAGUAAUGUGGUAUGUAUAACCACUUAUGGUUUUCUCCUUUCUACAACUUGCCAAAUAUCUUUUUUCUAUUUACAAUGUUUUAAAACCCAGUUCCUGCUUUUAGAAAAUUCCAUUUGAUAAUCACACAUACAGGUUGUGUCAUGCAGGUUUGGUAUGUAACUCUGCAUUCUUAAAAUGUCACAGGAAGCUAGCUUGAAGGCACCCUGAAACACUUUUUGAACCUAGUAAGAAAUCGUUACCAAUCUGCUAACGAGGCUCCUGUGAACAUGUGAGCCAAAUAUUGUUGCACUGCAUGCAGUAGGGAAUUUACAAUCUCGUGUCAAAAUUAGUAAAAAAUUGCUUGCUCUCUGCUUUGCAAUGUCGUCAUGCAGUGUCAUCGCAAGCAUACUCGCCAAUGCUUUUGGCUGGUUUCGUGAUCACGCGAAAAUUCUCAGUAAUACUAUUGCUCACUUGAGGUAAAUAAAUGAAAAAUAUAUGUCUGUGAUCUCAAAAUAACAGAAAAACCAUUUCAUCUUUGCACUGCCGGUCUGCACACGAUAGUUGCUCGUUGCCUACAAGAUGAAAAGCUUAGCGUAGAUAUCUCUGCUGUCACGGGGUGCCGUCACGAGCUGUCUUGGUUGAACCGACACGUUCAACCUUUGGGCAGGGCCAGCAGGGCUGGCCCUGCCCUGCUGUCUCCCCUGUGUAGCUUCCAAUGUGCUAGUGGAAAUGAAAGGAGAAUGAAAGCUGCUCAACGGUCCGAUAACUACAUUUAAGUUUGCUCGUGCUUGAAGGAUACAAAAAAAUUUUGUGGCAGGAAAUUCGUGAAGUGAUGUAAUUUAAUAAUGAUGUUAUUCUGUUAUUAGAAAAGUGUUUCAGGGCCCCUUUAAGGCUGCUUGUGUUUCUGUGCGGUGUGUUAAGUUACUCUUUAAUGUUAACCAAAUAUGCUGAAAAUAUAGCUUAGCAAAACAUAAGGACAAGGUAUUUAUUUCGAAGACAAGGAUGUAUUGUGGUAUGAUUAUUUUAAGCUGUCGCGUUUUUUUUUCUUUUGCAAUGCGACAUCGAGCAUGAAGCCUGUUCAGCAAAAGGCAUCCUUCAAGUUUAGAACAUUUAUGCUGCCAGGUGCAGGUUUUGGGCUAGUUAAUUGAACAUAAACCGUGCAGGACGAUAUGUUGAUGACGACGUUUUGUUCCUUUUCUUGUGUCCUAGUUCUGCGCUUAUGCUGUUAGUUUACUUACUCUGCCCAUUUUCUUUGUGCAGUCACAAGUGAAACAAUGGUAGUCUUUUUCUUUUUUUUAGAAGUGCUGUCAUUGCACAUGUCUUUCUUAGAUUCCACAGCAUCAUUUGCUUCCAGUCUAGACACCUUUCUGCAGUUUAGUUGUCAUUGUCAUGGAAAUUGGGAGCUUUACAUUUGAGUAAUGCAGGAACGCUGACGGGAAGAACUGUGGCCUGUCUGCAAAUUCAUCAGCUUUGUCUCUUGCCAGAUUAUUUAGCUCGCAUCUGCUGAAAGUUGCAAGAGAACUGUCGAUUCUAGAAUUUAGCCACAAUUCUUUUAUAACAUCAAAGCGAUAUUUUUUAUUUUUAUUUUACUGCUUUCCACUGCCAACGCUUUUUCUCCUUAUCGGUGUUUUAAAUGUCUGGUUUAAGCAAUGCCUCUGUCGCUUGCGACUCUUUUCCUACUUUAGUGAAUCCUUCUUCGGCCUGGCAAAAGGUGGCUGGCCUGUUUAAAAGAUAAUGAGAAAAUUGCCUACAAUUAUCUUUUCUUUGCUUGCCUACUGCUUUUCUUUGCAGUCUUACUGCAAAUUAGUUGCGUAAGAACAAUGCACAGAGCAAAGUCCUUUCUCGCGCAACCUUUUUAUGUUUGCCAGGCACACAGUAUUUUGGUUUGGUUUCUUUCAUUAGUUACCAGCCUUCGUUGAUGGCAAAAAUGUUUCAAGAAGUUAAGUCUUGGUGCUGCAAGGUUAAUGGUGUCAACCUAAAUGCUGUCGCCAUUGCAAAUGACCAAACAAGAGAUUCAGGUUAUAGUACCAACAUUCCUGUGCAGGCAGUUUUCUUGCAAAUUCACUAGAGCGCCUCCCAUCAACAUCUGGAUUCUGAUGGUUCAGUAAGUUGUUACGCUUAGAGGGAACAUGGCUUGCAAAACAUAUUAGACCAAGUUUCUCUUGAAUGUCUUCCUAGGCUGUCAUAGUGGCCACUUUUGUAACUAGAAAACAGCGGAGAUAUGGAAGUAAAUUUUCAUCGAAUAAGCAGUACGUUGCAUGUCCCUUCGAAAUGUGACAUUUAAAAUGUGUUUUUCAAGUGUGCACAGUCACCAUAUUGAAUUUUGCUCGACUUGAAGCAGCUUCUUGACCGUGUGAGUGUGGAAGGUACAAUUACUAGAGGCCACAACUGAAGUAGCCUCUGUGCUUAAACAUUGUUUCUCCCUGUCCCCAAGCUGUAAUAAGGUUGUCAGACUUUCGCAAAAUUCAAAGAGAGCAGAGCUCUCUCAAGCAUCCCUUCGUUGUAGGAAUUUGAUGAGCAGCAGUUACUUUACAGAUGAAGGGCAGUGCCAUAUCCCACACUCCCAUACGUUGAGGAACUGCUUCAAGUUGAGGCAUGUUUCUUUAAGGGUGUGAGGCGCGACUCACCAACAUCAGGCACCUGUGCACUUUUGACCGCGAGGACUAGCAGGCAACUAGGAGAGGAUAAAGAGUGCUUUGCGCUGCACAGUUGGUGCAGUACUGCAGUGGAUGAGAGGUCCACAGCGAGACGCAAUUUUCAUUUUCACGAUAUGUUUUAUUUCCAUGCUACAUGUGAUAAAAAGUGUGUUAAUGUUACACGAGCCCCCUUUCAGAGGCUCAGGGACUAUGAAACAGUGAUUGUGAGUCAAGGUGUUGCCGUCGAGAAGCAAAAUGCUUUGUUACUCAAACGAGAAGAAAAAAAAAAGGAAGUCACCGAGCUUCACAAUCAGGACUACACUGUAAAUCUUUGGAAAGACGAGAGUUGUACCAGUGAUGCAGUGUUGUAUGAAAUAGAGAAAAAAAAAUGUUUGUAAGUGGAGAGUUGUAAUAAAAUAAUGACUCAUGUAGCA
Molecule: messenger RNA, 10332 nt
Organism: Dermacentor silvarum
Lineage: Eukaryota; Metazoa; Arthropoda; Arachnida; Ixodida; Ixodidae
Exons: 6
Coding region: 174-860 (228 amino acids)
Source: RefSeq, a predicted model, not a curated record